This is a messenger RNA of Lodderomyces parapsilosis, 1854 nucleotides long. RefSeq names its product Mex67p (gene MEX67). Gene Ontology annotation, cellular component: nucleus. Gene Ontology annotation, biological process: poly(A)+ mRNA export from nucleus. The transcript has a single exon. Gene Ontology annotation, molecular function: RNA binding; protein binding. The record is from RefSeq and is a predicted model, not a curated record. Bases 1 to 1854 code for a protein of 617 amino acids. Lineage: Eukaryota; Fungi; Ascomycota; Pichiomycetes; Serinales; Debaryomycetaceae.
AUGAGUUAUCGAGGACGAGGUAGAGGAGGCGGAUACAACAAUAACAAUAAUAAUUACCAACACAAGAGUAAUUUUGGGAACCUGCAACAAAAUGUCGAUGCCUUUGUUGCAGCAAAUGCAUAUCCAAUUGAAAUUGUCGGAUGGAAUGGUGCUAGUCUGAGCGACUGCAUCAAUUUUAUUUCCAGAAAAUGCAGGAUCGUUGUUAGUAAUUAUAGUGUUGAUCACAACACAGGGGUUUUAAAAGGUUACGUUAAAAAUGAAUCACAAGCAAAUGAGCUCCUCAAUUGGUCUGGCGUGAAAUUUGCCGGCCAAUCCUUGAGGUUUUCCAAAGGUCUUUCGACUUUAUCGAAUCAGAUGGGUGGUGGUCCAGCAUCUGGAGCUGGAAGUACAAUUGAAACUAUAACCAACUUUUUGAAAGGGCGAUAUCAACCUGAAAUUAAAAUGUUAAAUUUAAAUGGGGUCAAGCAAGAUGCCACGCUCAAUGCUCAAGGCUUUUUCGCAUCAGUAUCUGUCACGUCCAAAUUUUUUCCAGCAUUGAUGAAAAUUGCCAGCGAUUUGAAAAUUGAUGUUGAAAGUGUUGAUUUAUCUAAUAAUGAGCUCAGUGACUUGCAAGCUGUCACAUCAAUGACACAGUCGUUUCCAAAAUUGAAAAAUCUAUCUCUUCAAAACAACAAUUUGGCCAAAACAAAAGUAUUUGAAACGUGGAAGCAUAAACUCAAUUUCUUGAGAGAGUUGAUUUUAUUCAAUAAUCCUAUUGUCCAAACCACCAAUCCUGCUGAAAUACAAGAAAUUAAGUUGGAAUUGAUGAGAUGCUUCCCAAGGUUAGUUGUAUUGAAUGGUGAAGUGUUGAGGAAUGAACAAGCAUUGGAGGCCAAUUCUACAUCGCCAUUUGGUUGUCAAGCAAUGUUUUUCCAAGAUGAAGACAUCAAAAAUGUAGCAACGAAUUUUGUCGCUAAUUAUUUGAACUUGUGGGAUACAAAUAGAGGCAACUUGAUGGUACUUUAUCAAAAUGAGUCUCAAUUUUCAAUGCAAUUAGAUACGUCGCAUCCUCAUUUGAUUGAAGAUGCGAACACUAGUUCAAACAUUGACUUUGGUAAUUAUAUGCCCUACUCAAGGAAUCUUACACGGAUUUCUUCUGGUAAGGCUAGAAUGAGUAAGGUUGCUAUUGGUACGGAGCAAAUCUUUAAGAGCUUUCAGCAACUACCCAAGACCAAGCAUAACUUAGUUGAGAACCCUAACUCGUUUAGUAUGGAAUGUUACAAGUAUGUUCCCCUCAAUGGAAUAGUCAUCACUGUACAUGGAUCAUUUGAAGAAGUUGCACAGCCUGAAAUAGCGGAUACCAGUGCUUCGCAAGGCUCUCGUGGUGGGAGAUUUCACUCGCAAAGUCGGCACAAGAAACCAAACUUGAGCAAAAAAAGUUUUGAUAGAACAUUCAUAGUGUUGCCAGGCCCAAACGGGAGUAUGGUAGUGGCCAGUGAUCUCUUGCUUAUUCGACCAUUUACUAGCGAGAUUCCAUGGUUGAAUCAAGCCGCAUCAGUUCAAACUUCAUCGCAACCACCAUCAACUGCGACGAGCGUUCCGGGCCAACAACCACUCAACGGAUUACCAGGACCUAAUGCCCAAGCAACACCUGCACCAUCUGCGUCCAUCCCACCAGUUGUAGAGCUACCGCCAGAAAUCAAAUCCAAUCUUCAAUUGCCACAACAAGAAUUGUUGGUGAAGAUUAUAGUGGAAACAAAACUCAACUUACAAUAUGCAAUAAUGCUUUGCGAACAAAGUCAAUGGGAUUACAACCAAAGUAUGGUUAAUUUCAAAAACUCCGCUUCAUCAUUGCCUCGAGAUGCAUUUAUAUAG